Molecule: messenger RNA, 1971 nt
Organism: Durusdinium trenchii
Lineage: Eukaryota; Dinophyceae; Suessiales; Symbiodiniaceae
Source: the annotation of a GenBank genome assembly
AUGCCGCCGCCCCCAAUGAUGCUGGAUGUGGAUGAUGUGGAGGACUCGGUGUGCAUGACCUGGUCCAUCGACGAAAGCGGCACCAUGCGGCACCGGAAGACUGGCACCAAGGUCUCAACCAAGGAAGGCAUUACGUUUGAAGGAAUGGAAUAUAGACUGUCGCCAGAGGAUAUUGAGCUGGAAGCCGACUCACACUUGGGAGCAGGGGCUUGUGGUGUAGUCUUGAAGGGGGUCAUCAAACAGACCGGCAUUCCAGUGGCCGUCAAGACCGUCAAGGUCGAUGACAAGGCCAAACGUGAGCAGCUGUUGAAUGAGAUUCGUGGACUUGUGGCGGCUGAGGGGUGUGUGAACCUCGUUCAUUGGUACGCAGGUUUUCUGUCCAAACGGACCAGCGUGGUGCAUGUGGCGCUGGAGUACAUGGAUCUCGGGAGCCUUGCCGAGCUCAAGAAGCGCUUAGGAGGGUAUGGUGUGCCGCCAGAGUACCUGUCCAACAUCACAGCGCAAAUCAUGAACGGCCUGAACUAUCUACACAAGAAGAAGAUGCUGCACAGAGACAUCAAGCCCGAGAAUAUCCUUCACAACCGUCAAGGGGAGGUCAAGCUCACCGACUUUGGGAUCGCAAAGGAUCUAGACAAGACCAUUGCUAUGGCUGGCACCUUCGUGGGCACCGUCACGUACAUGUCCCCUGAGAGGUGCUUAGGCAAUGAUUAUUCCUUUGCAUCAGAUAUUUGGAGCGUGGGGAUGGUCAUUUUCGAGCUCAGCACGGGAAGAUAUCCAUUUGCGGACAUCGUUUCUUUUCCAGUGCUUUUCGAGCACCUUUGCGACAAGCCUGAGCCCAGGCUCGACCCAGAGUACUUCCCCGCGGAGUUGGUGGAGUUUGACGCCUAUUGCUUGACGCGAGAUGUGUCAAGACGCCCUGAGUGUGAGCGUCUUCGCGCAGAGCUCCGGGAUCGGCGGCGUGAGGAGUCUCGCCUCUCUUCACGUUUGGACCAGCUUGAGAGCUCGGUGUUCGAGCGGAUGCAGUUGCUGCAGAGUGUGCUGCCCCAAACCUCACGGGCAGAUGGGCAUGAUGAGCAGCAGUCAGAGACCCAAUCAAGGCGGUCGGAGGCUGCAACUGCAAAGCAGCAGUCAGAGACCCACUCGAGGCAAAGCGAAGAGGGCCGCCUUGCUGCAUUCCAGCGGAACGUUGACCGCUUGAUGGACGGCCGGGAACACCAACCUGCCAGAUCUGGAGGGGAAGAGACCAAGGGCAGUACGCCCAGCGGCACCAACGCCAAGAGCCAUUUCCGCCAUGUGCUUGGCCCUCGGCGCAAUGAGGCGAAAGCGCAGGCAGCCUGUGGUUCUCAGUCAUGGCGUCAGAACAUUGAUGCUUUGAAAGAAUCCGAGAGAGCCAUUCGCCGGCGGACGAAUGCUGUGGAAAGUGGCAAGAAGCAUGCAGGCCUAGGAGGUGACUUGCUCUCCGAAAGUGAGGUCAGUGAACUGAGAGAGGAGUUGCAAAAGAUGGAGAAUCAAUGCCGGCAGGAGGAGAGCAGACUUUCAGCAGCGGCUGAAGAGGCGGAGCAUGGCCGAAAAGAUGCAGGUUACUUUCAAUCCGAAGGCAAUGGCGAGCUGAGAGAGGAGCAAAGACCUUCAGGUGAAGAGGAGAGAAGCAGUACCUCAGAGAGCUUAGCGGAGGCGCGUCGCUUGGCCGAUUUCUGGAAAAAGCGGGCGGAGGAGGCUGAAUACAGGGCUUGGUCCAUGGCGGAGGCUAUGAACGAGUUGGCCCUGGUUGCGGACGAACGAUAUGUGGAGGCCUUGGAGAAGCAGCUGCUAUUGAAGCAACAGCUCACCAGUGCCGAGCAUCGCUGUGAGGCCUUCUUGGAAGUUUGGGAGUCGGUCGUCGAGAUGUCGGGCCCCGUCCAGAAAGAGGCGUGUGUGAAUCAACAGCAGCCCAAUGUCAGGAAUUUUCACCAAGUCAACAAUGGUUACUGA